This is a messenger RNA of Polyodon spathula (Mississippi paddlefish), 1486 nucleotides long. RefSeq names its product c18h3orf33 homolog (H. sapiens) (gene miso1). NCBI's taxonomy places the organism in Eukaryota, Metazoa, Chordata, Actinopteri, Acipenseriformes, Polyodontidae. Bases 123 to 908 code for a protein of 261 amino acids. The record is from RefSeq and is a predicted model, not a curated record. The transcript has 5 exons.
GCAUUACUGCGUGACCUGGUGACGUUGAGUUCCCGCAGACGGCGAACAAGAACGAGUUUUGCCAAGAAUCUGCGCAGACUGGUGAAAGUCUGCGGUCGCGAACGCAGCCAGUCAAAGCGUGUAUGCGCGGGGCGUGGCGUGUGUUUGUAAACAACAUGCCGCAGCAACUGACUGCAGCAGAAGACCUGCAAGAGCAGAGACAGGAGGAGACACAAGGGUCGUCCAACAUUGUCGCCAAAAUAUCACAGAUUGCAGAUAACCAUUUAACUGUUAUCAGGAACAUCAGCACAGGGCUGGCAUUGGCUGGAGUUGUUCUAUUAGCAAGGAGUAUUAAACUUACUUCUAAAUUUGGUUCUGCUUUAGAGAUUCCUGCAGAAUUCAUAGAAAAGAAUGUGAGACUUCGGGGAAAGGUCCGCCAUGUAACAGAGAAAGGCCUAGAAGUGGAGCAUAUUCCAAUCAGCGUUCCUGUGAUUUCAUCACUGUUAAGACAAAGGCGAUCGGACGCACUUCUGUUGGUCAGAUUGGCUGGAGUUGAGGUCACAGAAGAUGGAAGGGCCUGGUUAAAACAACAGAUAAAGCCGACAGAGAUUGUGUGGUUUAAACUUCUAAGCAGAGAAGACUCUUCGCUCGACUGUCUCGUUAUGGCAAAUAUGGGAGGAGUAUUCAGCACUUGCCUUAACGAGGAGCUGUUGAGACAGGGCUUUGGAAAGACAGUUCCUGUGAAUGGUCUCCCUUAUCAAACCAGACUCUACUGGAAGGUUCACAAGAGACUACUAAAAGCAGAACUGAAAGCUCAGAAGAAGGGUAAAGGUCUCUGGAAAGAAAGGAGUAUCUGGAAACAAGUGAUAGGUAACAUAAACAGUUACAGGAUUGUAAAGCACUUAAAAAAACUUUUUAUAAGGGACUGAUUUCACAAUCGGUAAAACUAUCCAUCUCUGGUGUUGUGCAGAUGACAAGGUCCUUUACAAAAUAGACAUGCUUUUGGUAUCUUUUUUCCUUUGUCUGAAAGCUGACUAGAUGGUAAUGCUUGGUGGUGCCUGUAAAUGGAAACAUUGAGUAAUAAUACAGAACAAAUGUCAGUACCUAAAAUACAGACACUUCUGUUUUUUCCCACUAACUUAUUUUGUUAUCUAACUAGUAACACGUUCAACAGCCAAAUCAUUGUAUUAGUUAUCUAAAACCACAGGGGGUCAGUGCUUAUGAGUACCACUCUAUGCAUAUUAGGCUCUAUUUACACUUGUGAUUGCUUGUGAAGGACAAUCUGUUAAUCAGAUUUAAAGCAAUAUGUUAUACAUUUUUUUUUACUGUAAGGCUUUGUAAAUAAUGUAAACAAUGAUCUAAACACAAAUAACAAUAGGGAAUGAUAAAGAAAAUAUGUAAUAGACUAUUAAUUAAACAGGUAAUACAUAUUGUGAAAAUGUAAACUCUGUGAAGUUUCCCGUUAUAGAGUUACAGUAUUAUAAAUACUGCAAUAAAGAAUUUUCAA